AUGCCGUCCAAUUGUCAAGUCUGUCAGCGGCCUGUGGCGGACGCCCGCUCGGCCCGUCAGCAUGGCUGUCCCUUUUGUCACCGCACCUUUGGCAGAGUCGACGUCGCCCGCCGUCAUGCCCGGACCUGUCCUGCCCGAGGAGGCCGGCCUCUGCCGCCCCAAGCCCGGCGCGGGAGGAAGCUUCGGGCCUGUGAUAGCUGCUCCAGGUUAAAGGUGUCGUGCGACUCUGAACUACCGUGUGCGCGGUGCUCUUCUCGUGGCAUCACUUGCAGAUACAGCUCCCUCUGUCACGACCCAUCGCAUCGACCCCAAGCACAAGUCGAAAGUGAGGCAGAGCCUGUCCGAGAUGACCGCCUUAGCCUCUCUUUUCUCCUUCGUUCUACCGACCCCAGCAGGGACUCCAUGUUUGACACCGUCGCUGCUGAUCUUGAAAGGGACCUUGCGUCAUCCACGACAUGGAAACGAGAUCUACCUACCACAAACACUCUCUCUGGGACCAUUGACCCAGCACUCCUCCUAUUGGACUUUUCCAGCAUACUUGAGGAUAUCCCAGAGUCUCAAAGCAUGUAUAAUGACACCGUCAAAAUACCCCUCGACCUAAGCCUCAGUAUUUCAGCCGAUGUCUUGGCCGCCAGAGUGAGCUCUAUCGCAGCCCAGCUGCAUGGCCUGGUGGGAUCUAAGCCACUUCUCAAAGACGAAUUCGAUCACUGCUGCAUGACAGGCUUCUUCAGUCCAGAUCAUUUCCAAAACACACUGGAUGCCUACCUUCAUCGACGGCACUACUAUGCCACCUUUAUCCACUGGCCGACCUUCAGCCCUAAUAAGGUCAUGCCUCACCUCUUGCUGGCCGUGGCACUUGUCGGGACCUCAUACUUGCAGUACCGUGUCGGCUCGACAUUCACCCUCUCUGCGGCGCUACUGGAGUUAUCCGAGAUGUACAUCUUUGCCGAGAUUCAAAGGAGGCUGGAUUCCAGUAUCGACUUGACCACCUCAGGCGAAGAUGUCGAGAUCUGCCAAGCAGCUGUUCUCAUCGUCUCAUUGCAGAGCACUCACCAAGGCGGAGCCCGGGAGAGGACCGCCACUUUGCGAAGCCCUGUGGUAGCGGCCAUGAUAAGAAGAGGUGGGCUAGUCGGCUUUAGCCACGAUGUGCCGCCAUCCAAAGCCACUUGGUCUCGGUUCAUUGAGCAUGAAACACGUAUUCGGCUCGUGACGUGGGCUUUUAUCAAUGACUCCCUUCUCACAUUGUUCUGCAGCCAUCCUCCAUCUAUAACGGUCAAGGAGAUGUGCGGGAGUCUCCCCUGUCGGAACGAACUCUGGGAGGCAGUAUCUCAAGAUGCAUUCGAAGAGGCACAGCGUGGAAUGCAAGCCGACUCCUCUUCGCCUUCGUCAUUUAGUCAUGCUAUUUCGCUUCUUCUAAGUGAGGAGUGGACAGAUUCCAUUGCCGCCUCCUUUCAUCAGCUGGGUCCUCCCAACCUGCAUCACAUUAUGCUAGGCUUCCAGUCUUUGAUUUUCAACCACCGCACAUCCAUGCUACCAGCCAGUUCCUCCGACAUCCUACUGAGGGCGCUGAAUCGUUGGACCCCACUCUGGGAUGCAGCUAUGCAACAAAUCCCUGUUGAUGAUAGGAAAUGGCUGGGUGUUUCUAGAUACUCUCCUGAAGUAGCUACCAUAUCUAAGAGGAUUAUAGAGGUGGGCGGGACUGAGGAGGGGAAGAACUCGCCCUAUCUUCAGUGCAUUGGGACCUAUGACAUGAUCGCCUUUCACGAGUUUAUCCGUAAAUAUGGGUUGGAGCGCCCUGCGGGUGCUGGGAAGCGGGAUGGAUGA
Molecule: messenger RNA, 1824 nt
Organism: Fusarium vanettenii 77-13-4
Lineage: Eukaryota; Fungi; Ascomycota; Sordariomycetes; Hypocreales; Nectriaceae
Exons: 2
Coding region: 1-1824 (607 amino acids)
Biological process (GO): DNA-templated transcription; regulation of DNA-templated transcription
Molecular function (GO): DNA binding; zinc ion binding; DNA-binding transcription factor activity, RNA polymerase II-specific
Source: RefSeq, a predicted model, not a curated record